Macadamia integrifolia is the source of this 2496-nucleotide messenger RNA. RefSeq lists its product as uncharacterized. The transcript is spliced from 9 exons. Lineage: Eukaryota; Viridiplantae; Streptophyta; Magnoliopsida; Proteales; Proteaceae. The coding region runs from base 426 to 1850 and encodes 474 amino acids. The record is from RefSeq and is a predicted model, not a curated record. Gene Ontology annotation, cellular component: plasma membrane.
GAGAGGGUGAAGACAGGAGAGACAAAUAAACACAGAACAGAGAAUUGAUGGCGUUGGAGCUAACCCACUUAUUUUGUGUGGUUGUGGGGCCCUUUCUUUCUAAGGAGUGAGGACAGCUAUUGCUAAAACUGCUAUUGUCCCCACACACUUACAAAGCGCAUUCAUGGCGUUUAGCUCAUUCACUCCCUCACCUCUUCACCACCACCAGCAGCACCACCACCAUUACCACUACCACUACCACUACCACUGCCACUGCCACUGCUAGAAUAACUAACCUCUUCCAUCUUCUCAUGUCUCCAUGGCUUGCUGUAUCUGGCUAAUAAAUCCUAACCAUUCUUUUUAACUGUUCUUUUCUCUAUCUGGGUUGUGAUCCUCUCCCUUCCCUAGGCUACUCUUUUCCUGGUGUGGGUUUUAAAAUUGCAGACAUGACAGGAAGGGCGUCUCUCCUGCUUAAUCUCCAUGCUCUUAACUUAUUUCUUUUGUUCCUCUGUUUCUGUGAAUUGAACUGCAUUGCGUUGGAGUAUGAAAAAGGUUCUUUGUUAGUGGAGAAGAAGGGAAAUGCUAUUCUGCCCAUUACUUCCCCACGCCAGGCCCCUCAACCCUAUAUUCCUCAGCUGGCACCACCACCGUUGGCACCUUUCACAAAUAACACUGAGCCAAAAUUAUCAGGGUUCUGCCCAUUAAAUUUUUCCUCUGCAAAAAGUCUGAUGAACACGACUGCGAUUGAUUGCUUGUCUUCCUUCGCUCCAUAUCUGGCUAAUGUAAUAUGUUGUCCACAGUUAGAAGCCACUCUUGUGAUUCUUAUUGGGCAAUCAGGCAAAGAUACUGGGAUGCUUGCCUUGAAUAUGGCCCAUGCAAACCACUGUCUCUCAGAUGUUGAUCAGAUCCUUGCAGGUCAGGGUGCAAAUGGGGAUCUACAAAAGAUAUGCUCAAUUCAUCCAGUAAACUUAACUGUAGCAUCUUGCCCUGUUGAAAAUGUUGACGAGUUUGAGAGCAUUGUGGAUUCAUCUAGUCUUUUGGCUGCCUGUGAAAAAAUUGACCCUGUGAACGAGUGUUGCAGACAAAUAUGUCAGAAUGCAAUAUCUGAAGCUGCCAAGAAAAUUGCUUUGAAAAAUUAUAGUCUGUCAAGCACAGAUGGGGCUGAUCUCUUACCUGAAUACUCAUCUAAGAUUGAUGAUUGCAAAAGCAUUGUCCUCCGAUGGCUUUCCAGUAGACUUGAACCUUCUUCUUCAAAAAAAGUUCUUAGGGGACUCUCUAGUUGUAAUGUGAAUAAAGUUUGUCCAUUGGUUUUCCCUGACACAAGACAUGUCGCCAAAGACUGUGGGAAUGAGAUGAGUAAUCGGACUGCUUGCUGCGGUGCCAUGGAGAGUUAUGUCUCUCACUUGCAAAAGCAGAGUUUUAUUACCAACUUGCAAGCUCUAGACUGUGCUGCUUUGCUUGGAAUGAAGUUACAGAAGGCUAGUAUUACUAAAAAUGUCUAUAGCCUUUGUCACAUAACACUCAAGGAUUUCUCUGUCCAAGUUGGAUCACAAGAAACUGGAUGCCUUUUGCCAAGCUUACCCUCAGAUGCGACAUUUGACCAGUUUUCAGGGAUCAGUUUCCUUUGUGACUUGAAUGACAACAUUGCAGCUCCUUGGCCCUCUGCAUCUCAGUCACCUACUUCUUCCUGCAAUAAAACAAUCAAGAUUCCAGCACUUCCAGCUGCUACAUCUGGACAACGUGGAUUCUCAGGGAAUUCCCUCAGCCUUCCUAGAACCUGUAAACACUUCAGAGAAUCCCUUCUUGUUACCUUGGCUGCUGUUUACUGGGAUGUGUUUAAGCUAUGUAAAUGUCAAAGACAACAAGCUUAAUGCAGGACAGCAGUCCUCCUGUGUCUUUGUGGGUCCCUACAGAGAAGGCUUGAUGUUACCUUGGUUGCUCGUUUUCUCACUGGUUCUGACGGCACACUUCUGAUUUUCAUUUGGGCCAUUCUUCUCUGAUUACGGUCACCUUAUUUAUCCCUUAUGCCAAACUUCCCAGUCCUUCCACUGGUAGCUGAAAUGCAGAAAGAGAUUUUGUUGAACCAUAUCAUUGGCAGAGAGAUGAAUCACAAUUGGAAGCAUGUCUCAAUUUUUUGCAGCUGGGUUUAAUUAUUUCAUGAUUCUUGUGGAGUAGAUGCAAUAAAAGUUAUGUAAAGAAAUUUCAGAAAAUGAAAAAUAUUGGAAGAAAAAGAUGGGGAAGGGGGGGUGGGGAGAGCAGAGUUUAUGUUGCAAGUAUUACUGUAAGAUUCUGCUGUAAAUCGUCGGGAUUGGGCCUGUUGCGAGAUUGUUCUCCUAACAUUGGAUGGUAUGAAGAGUUGAAGACCAUAUACCCAAAUGCAGCUGCCCUUUCUUUCUUAUUUUUCUGGGGGUUCUUAUUUGUAUUUUAUGUGUGUUAUUCAUCAGAUCAAACGGAAAAUGAUGGUAAAGUUAGCUUUAUUUUAGUUGUUUUGAAUAGCAUCAGAUUUGAAUGACUUCA